AUGGAAUCUACUGAGCUACAAGACAUAGAUUUCUUUAGCUCCUUUUCCGGGCACACAAGCCCAACUUUCUUCACUCCAACCACAAGCUCGCUCCGACCCGACUCCGUAUCCGAAGACAUGGAUUCACAUAACUUGGACGAAGAAGACGAGUACGUCGCCGACUUGACUCGCCAGAUGACUAACUAUAUGCUUCACGACGAUGAAAAGCAUCAAAAGUCAUAUGGUGGUGGCUCUGGCUCGCCGCAAUCGACUCUUUGGUCACCUUUCGCUUCCGGUUACAGUAGCCCAAUCGGCCCUUCCCGUGAACCAUCGCCUCCUCCUACUCCGGCGAUGGCGGUGGAGACGAAGCCUAUUAUGAUCCCUUUUCAGUCAAAACAAGCUCUCAUCGAUGACCAGAUCCGAUCUGUUCAAGCUAACUUCCAUAAGAUCAAAAUGGAGAAAGAGAAGCAACGAAACGAUGACGUAUUGAGGCACAAAGCAAGGAACUACCACCACCAGCAGCAGAGACCCAGGUCGGGGGUUAAGGCGGUGUUCGUUGACGGGUCGGGUUCGAGAACCGGAUCGGGUGGAACCGGAGUGUUCUUGCCACGUGGUCAUGGGACUGUUGAGGAGUCACGCAAAAAAUCAGGGUGUUCAACAGUUAUAAUACCAGCAAGAGUGGUUGAAGCCUUGAAAGUUCACUUUGACAAAUUGGGUGUUCCUUCUACAUUCUCUUCUGAUAUCCCUCCUUUUCAUGAUGCUUUGUUGGUGUCCAUGAAGAACAAAAACAACAAAGGGAACAAAAGUAGUUCAUCAACUCGGGCUAAAAGUGGACCACCAUACAUGGUGGAGACGUCCGCCGAGAGCCACGAAGAACCACCGGCGGAUUUGCCACAUGAAUGGACGUACUGA
This is a messenger RNA of Microthlaspi erraticum, 891 nucleotides long. Lineage: Eukaryota; Viridiplantae; Streptophyta; Magnoliopsida; Brassicales; Brassicaceae. The record is from the annotation of a GenBank genome assembly.